Purpureocillium lilacinum is the source of this 1353-nucleotide messenger RNA. Its product is annotated as zinc finger and SCAN domain-containing protein 5B. Lineage: Eukaryota; Fungi; Ascomycota; Sordariomycetes; Hypocreales; Ophiocordycipitaceae. The record is from RefSeq and is a predicted model, not a curated record. Gene Ontology annotation, biological process: regulation of transcription by RNA polymerase II. Gene Ontology annotation, cellular component: nucleus. Gene Ontology annotation, molecular function: DNA-binding transcription factor activity, RNA polymerase II-specific; RNA polymerase II transcription regulatory region sequence-specific DNA binding.
AUGGAUACUCCGGCCUUCAUGCCCUACGACUCGCGGGGUCACCCUCCGCAGCACAUCCAGCGACCCAUGGCUCAUCAGUAUAUGGUGGCGCCCGCUUACACCAACGGGCCCAUGACCACUCUUGCCGCGCCGCAGUACCCGAACCAGCAGGCGUUUGCGUAUGUCCCGUAUCAAAGCCCCCCGCCUUCCACGCCCAUGGGCUCUCCGUACAAGCACGAAGCCCCGAGAAUGGUGGGACAUGAUGUCGAGGCUGCCAGGGGCAUGCCGUAUCGCCGCGGCUCUCGACAGCUCAACGAGGGACGGAUGCAGUCCCCAUCGGCUCGGAGCGAGUCUCAGGCCUCGACCGCGCACUCCGUCGGCUCGAACCCCAAUGCCAACGCCAAGACGAUUACUUACAACGAGACCAUCGACCCUGCGGACCGGGUCAACUUUGAGACUGAAGUGGACGAGCUCAUGAAAGUCAUCCAGCAAAAUGAGGAUGACGACGACGAGAAGAGCAUGACAUGCACACCUGCCCAGACGCCAAAUGCCGAGUCGUCUUCUGGGUCGCAGAGCCCUGUCAGCUUUGGGCAGCCUUCGACUCCUGCUCACACAGAACCCAAGCCGAAGAAGAAGUGGGUUUGCGAUGGGCCAAACUGCAACAAGCGCUUUGUCCAAAAGACUCACCUCGACAUCCACCGUCGGACUCACACUGGACACAAGCCCUAUGUGUGCACCAAGGAAAAUUGCGGCCUCACGUUCUCGCAGAGAGGCAACCUCAAGACGCACAUGCGCCGCCACACCGGGGAGAAGCCCUACGCUUGCAGCAUCUGUGGCAAGCUCUUUGCCCAGCGCGGCAACGUCCGGUCCCAUGAGGAGACGCACAAGGGUCUCAAGCCCUUCAUCUGCAGGCUUGAUGAUUGCAACAAGACUUUCUCCCAGCUUGGAAACAUGAAGACUCACCAGAACAACUUCCACAAGGAGACGCUCCAUACCUUGACCUCCCUGUUCGUCAAGUACGCUCGCAUGGGUGAUGUGCCAGAGGAGCACCAGGAGCUCUUUGAGUACUUCAAGGUUCAUUACAAGAACAGCAACAAGGGCAUCAAGGGCCGCGGCAAGGCGCGAACGGUGGCGCCGAAGACAAAGGCCGAGCCCUCGGUCUCAGCCGCCAUGGCGUUCCCGCAUCUCCCAAUGCCUAACCAGCACCAGGCAUACGUCCCUGGACCUGCCAACACGAUGGCCGCCAUCCCCCGCCAUCCAUCGACUGGCGGAUACCCCAUGUUCGAGCACCAUGCAGACCACAGCGGCGCGGCCGGCAUGCUUUACGACGACGAACAAUCGCGCCAGAUGGCGUUCAGCGACCGCUUGUACUAA